Messenger RNA from Lactuca sativa (garden lettuce), 2303 nucleotides. RefSeq lists its product as uncharacterized. The record is from RefSeq and is a predicted model, not a curated record. Lineage: Eukaryota; Viridiplantae; Streptophyta; Magnoliopsida; Asterales; Asteraceae.
AGUUCCAGAUAGUUGGUAGGUUGCACUUCUUGAACUGUGAGAUCUUUGUCAUGUAUGGUGUAUGUCCCAUUUGAUUGAAUGUAGCAAUCAGUAUUUAUGUAGAUGGUAUAACAAACUGACCUGAGGAGGGUAACCCUAGAAGACGAGCAAAAAUAGGCUUAGAAAGUUGUACAACUUUUCCACCAGUAACUUCAAAAGAUACGACAUCCUUGGCUUUGUUAUACUUUGCAGAAGAGAAUGCUAGACUCAGUAACUUCAAUGGAACAUCCUUUGAAGCAGUCAAUGCCUUAGAUAGAGCAGAAUGAGGAAGGCAUUCAACGAUAAUUCCAAGAGCAGCAGGAUAAUGAGAGGAAUCGAGAUCAGCCAAAAGAUUGCUCGAUUGAACAGUUAGGGUUGGAAUUGAGGAUAUUAUCAUCUCACCAAAACAGAUUUGAUCAGAAGGAGCACAAAGGUUUAAAAGUUCAGACAGAUUUGAGAGAAAGAUGGUUUGAAAGGGAUAAAGUUUGAAAAAAGAGAGGGAAAAGGGUUAAACCGUAGCUUCGCACUUUCUUUGAACACAGAAGCAAAAGAAAAGCAACAGGUUUUUACCUUGGAUUUCUUCGAGGUCUGGAAUCCAUUAAACGAUUCCGGUAAUUGAUAUCCAUUGAAUUCACCAAUUUAGCACUUGGACGCAAGGUGAGGAACAGCAAGAUAAAAAAAAAGUCACCAAGAAAAAAAAAAACAAAAUAAAUAAAAAGCACGAGAGGAAAGAAAGGAAAAUGAAAGUAAAACAAAAUUUUAUUUAGAGGGUGUUUGGAUAGGGAAAAAAAUGCCAGCUUAUUGCUUAUUGCUUAUUCUCACAGCAAUAAGCUAAUUUAAGUGUUUGGAUAAGAUGCUUAAAAAAUCAGCUUAUUGUGGUGGGAAUAAGCUAAAUAAGCUGAUUUUAAUAAGCAAGGGGGGUAAUGCUUAUUGCUUAUUGCUUAAUUUUACUGAUUUCAAAAAUUACACAAGUACCCUUCAAACCAACGACACAAACCCAUAACCCUCGUCGCUCAAUCGUUCAUUUGUUGAAGUCGAUAGCUAUUCCCACUGUGCUGCCAUCGCCGAUCUUCAAGCAAGCAUCCAUCAACAAUCAAUCGGUAAUGGACACUAUCAAUGUUCAUGAUGUGGAUAUUGAUACACCCAAAAUGAAAGUUCCAAAUAGGUUUCAUUGGGAUCCUCAUACAUUCAAGAUAUUUCUUGAGGAAUGUAUGACUGAGCUAAAUAACGGGAAUAUGACAGAUACUUAUUUCAAACAAGCGGCGUGCCAAAAUAUAUGUAAGAGGCUUUUGGAACGAACGGGUAAAGAGUUGGACAGAAAUCAAAUGAAAAACAAAUGGGACAUAAUGCGGAAAGAGUUCAAAUAUUAUGACCGUUUAACAAGACUAGAAACGGGAAUUUCAACUGAUCCCACGAAAAAUAUAAUCUCAGCAUCAAAGGAAUGGUGGGAUGAAAAAAUAAAGGAAGAUAAAGAGUAUGCUAAGUUUAAGGAUAAGAAUUUGGAGGUGUAUCAGACAUAUUAUGAGGCUUUAUUUCGGGAUACUGUAGCUGUUGGAGACAAGGCUAAGGUACCUUGCGAAAUUGGCACCGGUAGCACUCCGGUUGAUGUACAAUAUGUGGAUAUUACGGAUGAAAAAAUGGAUACUGACGGAGUCAGCUUAUUUGAAGAUGUUGAUCCUUUUCUCACAUAUGAUAGUUCUAGUAUGAAAAGGAAGGGAAAGAAGUUAACUCCCAGGCGUGACAACAAAAGAAAAUUUUGAAGGGAAUAAUGAAGGAAAAAACGAAGGGAAAAGUAUGGCAAACUUGUCAUAUGAAGAGAAACUAGACACUAUUUUUGAUGUUUUGUUAACAAGGAGCACUCAACCCUCUAGACAAACCAUACAGUCACCCACAACAGAAGAUUGCAUGGCAAUUGUCUCUACUUUCCCGGGUUUUGAAGAAGCGUCAAUAGGAUAUUUAGAAGCGUUAGAGGUCUUUUUAAAGAAACCAGCUCGUCAGAAUUUUAUGGUUCCAAAAACUAAUGAAACAAAGAUGGAGUUUCUCAAGAGGCUUAUAGAGAAAGAGAAGUAGCUGAAGACUUUAAACAAUCGUUAAAACUUUUGUGGUCAAUUUUGCCCUUGUCCUAUGACUUUGUUUUUGUUUCUUUUUCAAUGAUUUUAUGUAUUAGGAAGACUUUAAACGGUUUUCAUGUGUUAGACCUAUCCUUUCAACUAUUAUGUUACAUUUAAACGGUUGUUUUGCAUUUGUUUCCUUUUCAAUGAUUUUAUGCAAUGUCGCUUGAUAUU